Papilio polytes (common Mormon) is the source of this 579-nucleotide messenger RNA. It is a transcript of the gene ND-B14.5B, whose product is annotated as NADH dehydrogenase [ubiquinone] 1 subunit C2. The record is from RefSeq and is a predicted model, not a curated record. The coding region runs from base 118 to 471 and encodes 117 amino acids. The transcript has 3 exons. Gene Ontology annotation, biological process: mitochondrial electron transport, NADH to ubiquinone. Lineage: Eukaryota; Metazoa; Arthropoda; Insecta; Lepidoptera; Papilionidae. Gene Ontology annotation, cellular component: mitochondrial inner membrane.
GUCAUCUGUCAAUGUGAUGAACUUGUCUCUUGCUUUUCUGUCACCUUUAUUAUUUUCCAGUUUUAAAUCCAUUUUUUAUUAUCUCGAACAAAAGUGGUAAAACAUCGUGCGUAAAACAUGUCUGCACAUUUAUCUGCAAUAGAUCUCCUCAAAUUGGGAGAUGAGGAUAGGAAGAAACCCUUUUUAAACUUAUAUUGGCCAUAUUUAAUUGGAGCUACUUUUGGAGUUGGGACGGGAGUUAUGAUUAAUUUUGGAACAAGACGACCGGUCUUUAGUGGUAUUCAAAAACACAUCUUUGGUGUGGUCGGAUGGUGUGCCCUAUUAAAUUACGUUCAGAAUAAACGAGAUGAAUAUUUUGCUGAAAAGGACGCUGUCUAUCGUCAUUACGUGGAAUUACAUCCCGAAGAUUUCCCUAUUCCAGAGAGAAAAAAACUAGCCGAUGUUUUUGAGCCCUGGGUACCUAUCAGGUAAAUGGGAGAUAUAUUGCAAUGUUAACUUGAAGAUUCAGUUAAAGCUUAAUUUAUAUGCUCAGUGGCAAUGUAAACAUGUUAUUAGUCAAUAAAGUAUAGAUAAUAUGUU